This is a messenger RNA of Biomphalaria glabrata, 12437 nucleotides long. RefSeq names its product oxysterol-binding protein-related protein 6-like. Gene Ontology annotation, cellular component: cytosol; plasma membrane; intracellular membrane-bounded organelle. NCBI's taxonomy places the organism in Eukaryota, Metazoa, Mollusca, Gastropoda, Planorbidae. The coding region runs from base 162 to 2843 and encodes 893 amino acids. The record is from RefSeq and is a predicted model, not a curated record. The transcript is spliced from 24 exons. Gene Ontology annotation, molecular function: cholesterol binding.
CCGGUUGACUGUAUCAGAUCUAGUAGACCUAGAGUCUAGAUCUAGAUUAGAAUCUAGACUAGAUCUAGAGAAUCUAGAGAAUCUAGACUUUUAUCACUGAACUUUAGAAAAACAAAAUGAAUUUAGCUUAAGCUAAAGAGGCAGUAAAUAAAUUUGUUAGGAUGAGCUCAGACUCAAAGAAGCAGUUUCGACAUAGUGAUUCAGCAUCUGAUUCAGAUGGAAGUGAAGAUGACGACCUCUCCCUCAAAAGUUCCAACCAUGAGACGAACAGCAUCAGCGCUACGGGUGGUAAGAGCCACAAGAAGCGAAGCAGCCGCAAAGCACAACAAGAGUGGGAUGUUUUAGAGGGCUUAAAGGAAGGUCAAGCAUGUCCUGAAAAGCCAGAAAAAUUUCAAGGCUAUCUGAUGAAGAAAAGAAAAUGGCCAAUGAAAGGCUGGCAUAAAAGAUUCUUUGUGCUGGAUAAAGGCAGUUUGGUUUAUGCGAAGACAAGUCUAGAUAUUCAGAAAGGGAAGUACCAUGGACUGAUGGACAUUGCUCUAGCUGUCAUCACUUACAAACGUCGAGGCCAGAGAAUCGAUAUAGACGCAGAGGAACAGGUUCAUCACUUGAAGCUGAAGGAUAAGCCUCUGUUUGAAGAUUGGCUGAGUAGAUUAAAACAACACAGGCUGUAUCGUCAACAUGAGAUCAUGAGGAAGGGUUCUGCAAGAAUCGAUGAUGCCAACUCACCUGUUACAGAACGGCCACCUCUACUUACCACUGCCAACUUUCCAGAUUACAUCCGCCAGCAGCCAUUUAAAAGAGAUGCUGUCAGGCAGUCGAGUUUUAAAGGAGGUCAGGGUCGAGUUGUUACCUGGCUUUUGGACUCUUCUGGAUUUGAGCUUAGUGGAAAAAAUCUGCAGAGCUGUCAGGCUGACUUGAGUGAACUCAGAGAUUUGCUGGAAAAGAUUCAAGCAUUACCUUUGUCAUCAGAUGCAACACUGGAUGCUUCAAGAGUUCGGUAUCCUGGCACUCCCAGAGGUAUGCAGAGUAUCCCCACCUUGCUGCUCCCUUCCCCUACUGACCGCCUUCAUGCUAGUGCUUCCAACCCCAACCUGCUGAACUACGCUAGUGACAUCUCCUCUGGCCACAUCCCACCUGCGCAGCUGGUGAAUGACCCUUCCUUCAUGGCAGGUCAUGAGUUCAGGAUACAGGAAUUAAAGCUUCGAGAACAUUUCCUCUCGAAAUCAGAAUCUGUGUUUGUCAAAUUGAAAGACUUGCUGAACAUGGUCAGCUCUGAGAGGGAAAGAAUCAGAAAUGCCCUGGAGCAAGAACUAGACCCAAGCAUUGUCAACCCAGCUGGAAAUUUGAAAAAUGCACUGAUAGAGGCACAGAAACAAAAUGCUGAUCUCCGGGCUAGACUCUCUCGCAUCCAUGCAGAUUCAUCCUUGUCUGAUCUACCUUUGGUGCAAACAGCAUUAUCUCCUCUGCCUACUGUGAGGUUCAGUCCAGCUUCUGACAAAAUCAAUGUGGCCCAGAGUCUGUCCCUGGACAGCUUCUCUUUGUCUGAGUACUAUGAUGCUGAGGAAAACUUUGGAACUAUCAGUGAUUCCUCUUCUGAGCCAUCUGAUGAAGAGGUGUCCAGUGAGAUCUCAGAAGAUGGCACAGAAUUUGAUCACACACAAGGUGGGACUACAGAUAAGGCAAUGCAAGCUAUAUGUGCCACUGGGAGAAGGAGUCGUCUUCCUGUUCCUAAACCUGAAAUACCUGAUGUAAGUCUCUGGGGUCUGCUGUAUCGAAAUAUUGGCAAGGACCUUACCAAGAUAUCUAUGCCUGUAACAUUGAAUGAGCCUCUCAGCAUGUUACAGAGACUUUGUGAGGAGUUAGAAUAUAGUGAGCUACUGGACAAGGCUGCUGAGUAUGAUGAUCCAUUGGAACGUAUGAUUUAUGUCGCUGCCUUUGCUGUCAGUGGCUAUGCCAGUUCCUACUACAGAGAGGGACACAAACCAUUCAACCCAUUACUUGGGGAGACAUAUGAGUGUAUUAGGGAAGACAAAGGCUGGAAGUUUAUUGCUGAGCAGGUCUGCCAUCACCCCCCAAUAUCAGCUUGUUAUUGUGAGUCUAAGAAUUUUAAGCUUUGGCAAGAUGUUAGGAUGAAGACCAAAUUCUGGGGCAAGUCUAUGGAGAUACAACCUUUGGGCACUGUCAAUGUGGUUUUACCAAAGUAUAGAGAUCACUACAAAUGGAAUAAAGUGACCACAUGUGUUCAUAAUUUACUAGGAGGUCAGCGCUGGGCUGACCAAUAUGGGGAAAUGACCAUUGUUAAUGGAAGCAUUGUGUGCAAGAUUACCUUUACCAAAGGCACCAAUAAUGCAUCCCCCAAACGUUAUGAAGUUUAUGGCAGCAUCAACACUGGGGAUGGUAAAGUAGUGCAUAACCUGUUUGGCAAGUGGAAUGAAGCUUUCUUCUGUGGGCAUGCUGCAACUGCUAAAUGUAUAUGGAGGCCUGGUGCUAUGCCAGAGAACAGUGAACUGUACUAUGGGUUCACCAGAUUUGCUAUUGAAUUGAAUGAGCUAGAUCCAGACAUGUCCAAAUUUUUACCACCUACUGACUCAAGAUUUAGACCUGAUCAAAGGCUGUUGGAAGAAGGCAAGAUUGCUGAGGCUGAAGCAGAAAAACUUAGACUGGAGUCUGUACAAAGAGAGAGAAGAAAAAACAGGGAAAUGGGCGGAGAGGAGCCUAAACCUAUGUGGUUCAAAAAAAUUCUUGUUGAUGGCAAGACAGAGACCUACGAGUACUCAAACAAAUACUGGGAGGCCAGAAAGGAUCCAGGAUUCUCUCGCAUGUCUUUCAGGCCACUUUUCUAAAUGGACUGGUUGCCAGUAAAUUUAAGUGGAAAGUUUGCCGUUUCUUGUACUUCUGUUUUUUUUUAACAGUUUUAAUCAUUCAUGACCACAUGUGUAGAGCCACUGGUUUCAGUCUUAAAAAGAUUCAUCAAAGUAUUAUAGAGAAUGGAAGACAUUAAGACAAGACAACUAAGUGCUGACAUCUUUUAUAUAUUUUACCCUUAACAUGGCUGAGGUCUGCAGGACAACCCAGUAGCAUUUUUAGAUCUUCAAGGCAAUUCUCCUAUCAGGACUUUGGCAGAAACAUUUAUGUGAUGGAAAAAUUCUUCUAUCAAAACAUGAAAUUUAGACAAGGCCUUGCAACUAUUAACUAGUUUAUUUUUUGUGCUGAGCAUGAAAUCUUAAAGGCAUACAUUUUUUUUUUCCUUUUAAAAAGUUAAUUUAUUGUUAUAUCAAACUAUUUUUAUUAACUAGUAAAUAUGAAAUAUUUAACAUUUUUAAUGGAUUUUUGGGGCACUUUUUGUGAGUGUAUAUAUAUAUAUAUUAUUUUAUUUUUGGUAAAAGCUAUUUAAAUAUUGCCUCUGGUAGAAUAAGUAAAUUCUAAAACUGUCUAGAGGUUUGGAUUUAAUUCCUUAGGUUGUUAUUUGGAUUAAGCUGCGUUACAUUUUGUUGUAGCAAUAGAACAUUUAUAUCUUCUGAUGGGGUUGAUAAAUCUAUAGACUAUUGGUAAUGACAUCAGCUUAUUUAGACUGGACUGAACCUUAUGUAUGUUCUAUAUUUUUGAGUAACAUGCAUUUUCUGUUUCACCCUGUGAAGGAUGACAAAAUGUCCAUGUACCACCUUGUACUUAUGUAAAGAUAGUAACAAACUUUUUAUUUAAGGUUAUUUUUUUAUCAGGCUUAUUAAUAUGGUAAUGGAUUGCUUGUUUUAAACAAACAUGUUGGACUGGCUACUUUGACUUAAGAGUCGUGAAAUAAACAGAAUACUUGCUUGCUAUAAAAUAAGGGUAAAAACAAAUAGCCUUUACCAUUUUUUAAUUUAUUCAAAACUUUGGUUCCCAAAUUUUCUUUUACUUGUGCAACUUCUCCUAUGGCUAGCCUUAUUCAUUACAAAUGAUAAUGUUACUAUGGCUCACAAUAUCCUUCAUAACAACCACAGAUUAUAGUUGUUUUUUUUCAUAAGGCUCACAAUAUCCUUCAUAACAACCACAGAUUAUAGUUUUUUUUUCAAACUAACUUUGUAAUUUAAUUUAGGCUCACUGGUGAAGCUAAUGUAAGAUAGUAAUUAUAAUUUCCCUACAAUAUCUUUAUGUCAGAGUCACAGGCUAAUGUAAUGUUUACUUUUUUUCUAUGGCCAAUGAUUAAUCACAGUGUCAUAUAGUUUGGGUUUUAUUAUAUUAUAGUUUUAUACUUGUUUGCAUGUUCAACUAGUUGAUUGGACUGCAUUAAAUAUAAAAUUGACUUUGCUAUGCUAUGUAUUCACCAGACAUUUUAUCUCAGGUCUUUUAUACGAUGCUACUUUUAAAAUAAAAAGUUUUUUUUUUAUUCUUAAGAAUAAAAAACCCAGAUCUAAUAAUCGCAGAACUGUUAUUCAAUAAUUUGUAAUGUUUGGUAAAGGCAAUUUUAAAAGGGUAAACUAUUUUAAUUAUAUAUUUUUGUGAAAUUUCAGACAAAGAUUUGACUAAAUGCUUCUUGUUUUAAAAAUUGGGCUAAUUCAUGAUAAUUUGUGUAUACAACCUGGCAGGUUCAACAAUUGACUUUAAUCAAUAAAGAGAAAAUUAGGCUCAUUUUUGUACAACUUAUUUUUUUGUUUUAAUUCUUGGAGAUUUCUAAACUCAUCAGGUUAACAUUUACUAUAUUGGCUAGUAAUUAAGGGCACAUAUUAAUAGUAUGUUGUAUAUUUUAACAUUAUCAUCCGAUUUUUUUUCAAUAGUAUUGACAAAUUUAAAUUUUGACAAAGACAUUGUGGUUUUGAUGAGUACAAUUAUAUUUUUAAUGCAUUUCAAUUAUGACAAGUUUUAACAGAAUAAUUAAAUGUGUGUAUUGACUUUAAAAUAAACUUUUGUCUCUUUCACUGAUGUCUCCUCUCCAAUAAUUGAGGAAUGGUAACUUAAACUAUAAACCACAAUGACAUCAAUCACUGUUCUUCUUUAACUUAAGCACCUCUGAGAUUAGCAUAUCAAUAAAACUGUUUUUGUUUUCUAAAAUAGUUAGAAUUUUUAAAUGAUAAAAAAUUUAACCUAUCCCUGUGCUGUUGCUUGAUAUCAUUUUGAACUAAUCUUGACAUAUUUGAUGGCAUCACAUUAUCUUACAACUUCUAAUAAAUAUUUCCUUUUCAAUUAAGACUUGAAUACACAAAGAAGUAAUGCACUUUUCUGUUUUCCUAGUCCUACUUUCUCUCUAUGUCCGUCACACUGUUGGCACCUUGUGUAGUGGUUGUGAUUGUUCCCAGCGCUCACACAUUCAUACAUGUUGAUAUUCAACCUUGCUCUUAGUCCUCAUUUGUUUCAGAGCACUGUUGUCUUAGUAAACAUUUCCUAGAUUACUGCUCAUUAUUUCAAUGAUCCCUCAGUCAAGAGAUGGAGAACCACUGUUAAGAAUGAUGUGUACAAACAUAGAAACAGUUUUGUUUCGCUUCUUUUCUUGUACAUGAAGCAUGUGUUGUAGACUAUUUCAUCAAGGUGAACAUUUCAUAAUGAAAUCCUACACUGGCCUGUCACAAGAUUGAUUGUUUUGUUGAUUUUGUUAAUGGUCUUUAUCCAGGUACAUUGUAUCCACACAUUUAACAUUUAAGUUAGAUAUUUAAAAAAAGAUAAUUCCCAUUUCAGUUUCUGACUAUUGUAAGUAAAGUUCCCUUUUCAGACUCUGAAAUCUAUGGGGAAGAUGAUAUAAAGGUCAUCUGUUUCUAUGGCCCAUAGUUAAUUAGGUUGUUAUGUGGCCAGCACAAUGACCAACCGCUUUUACUUUUCCCCAACUAAUGUCUGGUACCUAUUAGAGCUGGGUGGACUCAGAGGUGCCCUAAAGAUCUCAAAAUAAAAAAUCCCAGUCUUCACCACAAUUUGAACCUGGGACACUUUGGUUUGGAAGCCAAGCUCUUUACCAUUCGGCCACCAAGCUUCCAUUUCUGAUUGUUUUACCUUAGUUAAUUUUCUGAGAUUUAAACCUAAUGACCUUGUAUUUUACCUAUGAAAUCUUACCAUGCUAUUUAGAUGUGCUUUUGACAGGAGCAUUCCCUUUUGUUUUGUUUAAUAAAUAUCACUUUUUCAUAUAAGAAGCAGAUCAGAGCUAGGAAUUUAAAUUGUUUGGGUUAUCUCUUGUGUGACAUUCAGUUUUUAAUCAAAUUGUUUGAUGAUUCAUGUCUUGAAAAACUUGUUCUCUGUCUGAAGUUCUUUCAACUUGUGUAUUGUAUGCACUCCUUAUGAUACUAUUGAAUUGUUCCAAAUGUGUGCAUUACAUGUCCUUCCUCUUUCCUUCAUGUAUCCUUCCGCUUGUAAUCUCACUUUGCUUUACAACAACGAUGUAGUGAUUUUUUUUUCAUGUUAUAGAAAUCUAUAAAUCUAAAUAUCUAUAAUGAAUAUGCUUGCUUAUUUGAACAAGGCAUUAUGAGUCUGAAGAAAAUGAGAAAAUGGCUGGAUGGCUUCGACAAACAUUCUUGUAACAUGUGUAUUUUCUUGAUUUAAAUAACAUUGUGUUCAAUAUUAUAAAGUGUUUGAUUACCAAAAUGUUUCUAUUUUUAUAUUUUCCUGUUAUAUUGAAAUUUGCUUCUCAAUUAUUAUUAUGGUGCAGGAUAGUUGCAAUAUACUGGUUUGAAUGUUGUGUUAAUAGAUUGAGAAGUUUAAUUGCUUACCAAUAUUUACAAAUGUAUUUAAUUUUUAUUUCUGCUUGUUUCUUGUUAUUGUUUUUUUAGCUCUUGUUAAUUCCUUUUUUUUUCUAAGGUUUUAUAGGAAAGUUAUAAUUUGAAUUAACUCAAUUAUUUUCACAUUUGUUAGAUCCACAUCUUCCAAUGAGCCUUCAGGGCAAGUCUUUAAAAUGUAAAUUAUUUUUUGUAACCAAGGAUGUCCUAGAGUCUUUGUUUGUAUCACAUUGUUAGAUAUUGUCAUCAAAAUGGGCUUGACUCUACUGGAUACAUGUUCGGCUGCUAAUGAAAAUUAUUUUUGACCAUUUUUAUAACUUAUUCCUGUUUCAAAAACUCUGCAUUAACUGCAAUAGUAGAUUAUUUUAUUCUGCUUGCGUUUUACUUCUUUUUAACUUCAGUUGUCCAUUGAUUUAUCCACUGUGCUUAACUAUAUUGAUAUGUUCUAUUGUUAUUUUGUACUCUAUGUUAACUAUAUUAUUACAAUAUGUUAUUGUUUUUAGGUCAAAGGAGGCAAAUGUUGCUUCCUGUGGGGUGAGGGGGAAGGUAUAAUGAAAUAUCAACAAAGUGAUGAAUUGUUUAAAAAGUUGUCUGAUAUAUCUUGUCCAGUCAACCUAGAACCAGUUCGGUUUGCUGCAUUGUUCAGUUAUAAACGCUUUAAAAGGCUCUGGCUGUGGUGGUUUACAUUUUAUCGUGAUGAAACAUAUUACAAGUCAUUCUAAUUACUUGAUGACUUUGUAAUAACAACCAAUCUUUCUACUUGAAGCAUGUGAUACACUUUUAUCUAUUGAGUCACAGGAAAACCUUUCCUUCAGUCAUCCAGUAGCUUUGUGUUUUUGUCUUCACUGUCUUUCACUCUCAUAUUUUAUCAAACUUUUAGAACACAUUCUGAAAUGGUCUUAUACAAGGGUGGGAAAACCAUGGUUUUAUUCAUUUUAUUCUCAGAAUUAUGAGUAUGUUUUAUUUGGAUACGUUUUAUUAUAUUCAUAUACUUAGAAUGAAGUUUUUAUGAAGUAUUCUCAAAAUGAACAAUAAAUAUUCUAUUUUUGGUUUAACUACUUUUAUCAUCAUCAUCAUUGGCUGCCUUCUGUUGUGAGAUGACUUUGGAUUAUCUUGUGGAACAUUUCUUGUUGUGGCUAUAAAUCCCUAUUUUGGAAAGACUCUUCUCUGAGGCAUUUUUUGUAUGCGAAAGUAGAACCUGACUGUGGAUUGGAGUAGUCGCUUGCUAUUUUGCUCGCUGUUCAUUGCUUGACUUGUUAAAACUUCUCUCCACAUAGUGGGCUCUAGAACUACGCCAUUCUAGUCACUUACAUCUAUAUCCACUACAUUAUGAUCCCUUUUGACUACAUCCACACAGUGAAGGUGGGUGGAAAAGUUCACUACACUUUAUGAGAAGUGUUUCUUACAUCAGGUCUGUUCUCAUUGAUUUAUCAAUUUAGUUCUAACCUUUGCCUUCUACAUCACAGAGCUGAAUCGCUUAUAGAUGCAUUCAUGCUAUAUAAAUUAUACUAAGUAAAUAAACUUUAUGUGAACUUAAGCUACAAACAAAGAUAUAUUCACAGAUAUUUCAUAUGCAUGUUUUUAACAAAGUUUUAAAUUAUUUAAAAAAAGGGGAAACAACUAAGAUAAGCUUUGGAAACACUCGUUUUUUUUUUUUAGAUGUCCCACUUGAAAGCUGAAGAAACAAGUCUUGUCAUCUUUUUGACAUUUUUCAUUCAUAUGUUCCACUCUGAGAUGCAGUUAUAUUUCACAUAGUGAUUAUAAUUAUGUAUGACAUAACUUCAGAUACAAAACCUGAAGAAUACAUAGUGUCUCUGUUACAAACUGGCCAAAUAUCUUUAGGUAAGAAUAUACCGUUGGACAGUUUAACAGUACAUCUUGUCUUCUAAUUGUAUUUGAUAUUUUGAUUCGAUAAUUAGUUACAUACAAUAAGAAUAAUUUCCUUCUGCACCAUCCGAUAUAUUCUUGCCUAUUCAAAGUUUUCUUUAUUUAUUCUGGUGAAUUUGUGUGUGUAGAUAUAUAGACUAGAUUAUCUUUAUUUAUUCUGAAAAUAUCACAUGCACACUUAUACACAUCAUGCCAAGUCACCAACUUAUCUCUAAGACUGUUACUAUAAUGCAUUUUGUUUGUACUUUUAUGUCCUCCCUUGAUCCAUAAUUGGAGCCUUCAUUCAGACCUGAAGCUCUGCUCUCUCUAAUGAGAGCUCUCCUUGUGACUGGGCUACAAUCUUAUGUUUCAAAUAGCUGAUAAUUUCUUGUCUCUCAGCAUGAAAGGAAUCUUUGACCUUUUCAAACUUUUAUGCUACUCUUGAGAACCUGCCAAAAUAAAUUUUACUCCUACAUAUUAUGUUUCCCAUUGACCUAGAUGCUAGGACUGUGGGUCGGUUGUUGGCCCUUGCUUAAAAAAAGAUAAUCUGUCCAACUUUAGUCUGAAACUAUUGAAUAAAAUGCUACCAAACAGUUUUCUCAAGACCCUCUCUGUUUUUUUCCUCCCAUUCCAUUUUGUGUUUUGGUUUUAAAUACUCCAGGUGAAAGAGGUUGAUUUUUAUAUAUAUUUUCCUUAUUCUGUGAUAGUUUCUGAACAUUGUUUAUCUAUAAACAUUUCUUCUUUUGUUCAUUCCUAACGUGUGAGUUAUCACAAUCAUUUCUAUCACUCUGCCACAAUAUGUCAUUUAAUUUUGUCCAUUUAGAAAUGAUCACAUUGGUAUAAGGGAUUUUUUAAUUAGAGUAGUUUCUUCUGUAUGUAGAUAAAUUGACCACUCUGUGUGAAUCAUUUGCUGUAUACAAUUAUGUAUUUACUUACUAGAUUUGCCAGUAUAGGCAAAUACACAUUUUUUUUUGUCCUUAUUUUAUAAUAUACUUUGUUUUUGUAAACUUAAAGUCAAGAAAAUAUAUGUGUAGCAUAUUGUGGGGAAGUGUUAUUUACAGUUUAUUAUAUUUAUUAUAUACAUUCAAUACUGUUAUAAAAUUGUGACUUGAUAGAAAACUUUUAAGCACUAGAAUUUUAUUUUGUUUUAUGUGUGUGUGUGUGUGGACUUUUUGUAGACGUAUAUUUUGUAACAUUUAAUGAUACCCUUAUGUUAUACAUUGACUUAUGAAAACUGUUCAGCCUUAGACCAUGUAGCAAAGCAAUGUCUUUAUGUUCAGUUUUGUGAUUGUGUUUGUUUUGCCUCAGUGAGAACAUGUAAAUAGUUUAGGUGCUUUGUGAGAAACAAUUAUGCAUGACUUGAUUUUGUUUAAAGUAGAAAGAGCCUAUGCUCAGGGCAACAUAGAUAAGAAAGUUUUAGAUCAACACUGCUUUUAUGUUUUGUUUGGUACUUUGAGCCAUUGGUAUUAAGGCAUUCAAUAAUUCAAGUGCUGGACACUUAAUCUGGGUCAUGGCAAUCUUUAUAUUAUUUUACAAGAAGUAGGUCACAGUGUACAACUUGCUGACUCAACAAUUGAAUUCAGUGUACUACUUGAUUUUCUCUUGCUGACUCAACAAUUGAAUUCAGUGUACUACUUGAUUUUCUCUUGCUGACUCAACAAUUGAAUUCAGUGUACUACUUGAUUUUCUCUUGCUGACUCAACAAUUGAAAACAAACUCAAAAAUGUAUUUUUUUGUUCAUUGUAAAGACAUGUAGAAUUUGAGACACUCAAAAUUUUGUUUUGUUAAAUUUCUCUCUAGAUCUAGUUGCAAAAAAAUGUAGCAGCUAACGCUUCAUCUUUUUAAUACAUAGUACAGGCUAGGAGUGAAGGACACUGGUCAACAGGACUUUCUUAUGCGGGUUACCAGACUUGGCUGAAGGUGAUAUGAGAAAACCUACCCAUUGGCCAGAAUAAAUUAGUCCAUUGAAACCUUUAUAUUGAUUAGAUAAGACAACUUUGGAGUCUCAAGAUUAAAGAAUAGGGGAGUAUUUUAUGUGGUUAAUAAAACCCAACUGUGAUCUACAUUUUUUUUUUCACAUAUCACAUACAAAGCAGUUGAACAAAUAUUAUUUCAAGAAUCUCAUGGUAUCAACUUGUCUACAUUUUGAACUUUCUAUUUUACAACUAAUUUAGAUUCAUUAAAAGGGUCAAUGGGGUUGGUUUUAUUUAAUAUAUUUUACAACUCUUUCAAAAUAUUUUUUUAGAGUUAGGAUUUUUAUCACUUUAAUAACAGAUUUAACAUGUUCAUAUUUUUUUUCUAUUAUUAUUUAUCUUAAUAAGAAUUAGGAAGUAACACAAGUCUUUUUUGAAGUAAGCAAAUGAAAGUUGAAGUUUCUCUUUAGUUUCCAUUACAUUCUGUUCAGUUCUCAGAGGGCUACUCCAGACUUCUUGUAUUCAUUUUAACUCAUGACAUACAGUAAUUUUGAGGACACAUUGGUUUCAAUGGUCCAGUGUCCUGGGCACUGAUCAGAACACUGAUGAGGAAUGACUUAGGCAUGAGUGACAGUUUUUAUGAAUGUUUUCAAGAGCCACACCAUCCAAUCUUCUACUAGGCGCCAUGUUGAUCUUGUAGUUUUUAACUUUUGUAUUGUUUGUAGCAUUUACAAUACCUAGACUGCAUGAUACAGGACAAUUUUUAAAACUGUACAAUGUAUUAUUACUCCAGUUCAAUCUGAAUUUUACGUGCAUAUCAAUGCUAAUUAGAUUUGCUUAAUCUCUGAGUGACUAUUUUUCUCUUUCAAAUUAAUGGUACCGGUAUCCCUCCUUCUCUAUGAGCUUUUCUCAAUUCUAGGCCAUUGGUCUUCUUUUAUCCCAAUCCAUGUGAUGAGUUGAAUUGGAUCUAAACAUUCACAGGCUGUAUUGAGGAUUUCACACAUUUUUAGUGAUGUGAGUGAUGUGUUUUACUGUUUAGCUUAUAUUAGGGGAGCUAACCUCAAGCUAGCCCAUUUCUCUCUUUUCCCUCAUUAAUGCAGCUAUUAUAGUCAGCUUAUUUUAAAUAAACAAGUUUACUGAAGAAGUUUUACUUGGAAGGCUUUGAUGUCGAGCUGGUAAAGUUUUAUUAACUAUCUUGUGUGGUUUAAGAUUAACAACCAUGUUAGCUGGACAACUUUCCAAUCAUAAUUGAGAGGAUUUAAAUCAGCAAUGAAAAUUUUAAAAUUUGUUAGCAUUAUAUAUAUUUUAUUGUUGUUACUAUUUUUGUUAGAAUUAAUUUGUUAAACAUAUUCUGUUGAAUAACUAAUGAUAAUAUUAGGCUACAAGUUUCUCCCUGGACUACUCCAUGUAUUCUUUCUUUCUGCUCAUAUAGUAAUCAGAAGAAAGAGAACUUAAAAUGAGGAACUAUAAAACAAAUAUAUUGAAUGAAAGUUGAAAACUAAGACUGUACUAUUUUUCUAACCAAACUCUUCUAUUUUUUUUCUUCUUUUAAUACAAGACUUUGAAGACCUCUAUUUAGUUCUGGCAAAAUGUAUUUUGAUUUUAACAUUAUUUUUCAGUAACUCCAGUAUCAAGUUUCAUGCCAUAGAAAAUAUCAAGAAUUUAUUUGAAAUGUUAAACAGUAAAACUGUAUUAAUGCACGUUUGUAGUACUCAAUUUACAAGCAUUCAUCACAACUUAUAUUUAUGAGAGUUGACUUCCUGUUAUUACAGCUGUUAUAUCCCAAGGAACUAUCACUAUUUGUCUAUUAUUUAAGAAUUAUUGUUAUCACAACCUAUACAUUUGUGUUACAAAGGUCUGUCCUUGUGACACAGAGCUGCAUGAAUAGUUUUUGGCGAAUGCUUUGUAUUCAAUUUUGAUUUCACUCAGUACACUCCUUAUAUAUAUUAAAUAAAUGAUCAACUUUUUGCUGUAGCCUACAUAA